AUGCCUUGCCUGCUUCAUGUCCAAGACAUUUCUGGCAAAGAGGUGGCCACCUUUAACGAGGCCGAAGUUCACCUCAUGGCAGGGGCAACUGGUGGUUUGGUGAAGACACUGAAGCUUCACGGACACCCAACGACAGACUGGGCGAGCGGCCUCAAGCAAUCGAUCUGUGAGAAGGAACCAGGUUUCCAUGGGGCACUCGAACUGCCACUCAAGCCUCCGCUGAACGUUGCGGCCUUCUGCCGCGGACUGAACCAGGUGGGGGACACGGACGGUUCUUCGGCCGAGGACACCGACCAAGACGUGGAAGUCAGCCUGCUCGAGCACGUUGCGGACUCCGCGCAGGGGUUCAGUGCCCGCACUGCUGCAGAGGGUCCUCCGUUGCCGAGCGACCUCAGCGCGGCUGAGACGACCGAGCUCCUGCGAAUCGCCGCCAAGGAGGGCUUCGUGGAGGCAGCGCGCGCCCUGCUCGAGGCAGGCGCAGAGGCGGGCGCGGCCGCCCGCGAUGGCUUCACCCCGCUGGCUUUGGCAGCCUUGGGUGGUCACCAGGAGAUGGUACGCCUGUUGGUGAAGGCCGGGGUGGACACGGAGGCAGAGGCAGAUGGCGCCACCGCACUUUUCUUGGCAGCCCAGGAGGGGCACCUCGAGGUGGCCCGGGUGCUGCUUGAAGCGGGUGCCUGGGUAAGGGUUUAG
This is a messenger RNA of Symbiodinium natans, 690 nucleotides long. NCBI's taxonomy places the organism in Eukaryota, Dinophyceae, Suessiales, Symbiodiniaceae. The record is from the annotation of a GenBank genome assembly.